CAGCAGCGUUUUAACGGAACACCAGGGUGCGCCACAGACGGUAUGAAGCAGCUUUCACUUACCCAACACUGUUGGCUGGUGUGAAGGCGUAGUGUUGAGGGAGGAGUAAAAAAAAAACGUUCUCCUCUAACUGUGACUGGCAGACACACCGAAGAAAAGUCAUAACUGAGACAAUUGUACUAAGUUACAGAGAGGGGGGGUCACAGACCGAGAGAGAGAAAGAGAGAGAGAGAGAGAGAGAGAGAGCGGGCGAUAGAAAAGUAGUGAAAGAGAGUGGUAUUCACAGAGGGAGACUGAAUAGAAAGGUUACUACACAGUAAAAAGGUAGUCAAGGACUCAUCAGUGUCAGUAUCUACUGUACUCUACUGUGCUGUACUCUGCUCCAUCCUCAGAUCAGUGUCUCUUGGUGUUUUCCCAAGCUGAGAGGGAGAUGUCAGUUGUGAACCGGAUCAUGUUCCGCCCACAGCCUAUGGAGACACAGCCCUGUAACCUUCCCUCUCUGCAGCCCCAGACAGAGCCUGUAGACCUGUCCACCAGCCACUCCAGGACCCCGCUGCGCCCCCUGCCAUCGCCUUCGUCAUCUUCCUCUUCGUCACGGCCAUUGCUGUUGUCAUCAUUGUCGCCCUCUGUCAUUAAACCUGUCCUAAAGACAUCAGCUGCCAUGUCAGGGUCUGGCUUGGGUCCGAACUGUGUCAAAGGUUAUCCCCUCGUUGCCCCCAGACCUGCCCCUCUCCUCCAGCCCCGCCCCAUCCCCCAAGCCCCACCCCAUGGCAUCCGCGUGCCCGUGUUGGUGUUGCGCCCCACACCCCUGCCCUGCCGGGUGCCCACAGCGACGCAGCUGCCACCCGGACGUCCGUGUUACCAGAGUGACAGCGAGGAAGACGAGCUGACAAACACAGAGGUGGACGGCGUCCCAGAUAUGGGACAACUUAUAGCCAGAGUGAUGCAACACUCCAUGUUAGCCAGCCAUCUCCCCAGCCUGGGAGUGUGUCAUGUGACCCGCUUAGACUCACCUGACGCCAGGCACAGGGUGCGUGUCCGUGGGCGUGUCCACAGGUGUGAGGUUGAAGGAUGCAACAAGGAAUACACCAAAAGCUCCCACCUCAAAGCCCACCGACGCACGCACACAGGAGAGAAGCCGUAUCGCUGUACAUGGGACGGAUGCCGGUGGUGCUUCGCCCGCUCCGAUGAGUUGACCCGCCACUACAGAAAACACACCGGUGUGAAGCCCUUCAGGUGCGACGACUGUGAGCGCUCCUUCUCCCGUUCAGAUCACCUGGCCCUGCACAGACGCAGACAUGCACCGACCUGAGAACGAAACACACGGACUGAUGAACGUCUGUUUAGAAUAGGCUAGAUGAACUUUUGCACAAAUCAGUGGGCAGUUGGGAUAGAUAUGAAACGAGCCGUGGGUUAAAAAGAUUCAGUGUUAUUUCCUUGGCUUUUAAAUGUGUCAAAAGCUCAUUUAAAUGCUGUUUCAAUUGCUACAUAUCAGUUAAACUGUGAAUAAAAU
Esox lucius (northern pike) is the source of this 1513-nucleotide messenger RNA. Its product is annotated as Krueppel-like factor 12. Lineage: Eukaryota; Metazoa; Chordata; Actinopteri; Esociformes; Esocidae. Gene Ontology annotation, biological process: regulation of transcription by RNA polymerase II. Gene Ontology annotation, molecular function: RNA polymerase II cis-regulatory region sequence-specific DNA binding; DNA-binding transcription factor activity, RNA polymerase II-specific. The coding region runs from base 431 to 1312 and encodes 293 amino acids. The transcript is spliced from 4 exons. The record is from RefSeq and is a predicted model, not a curated record.